Messenger RNA from Plectropomus leopardus (leopard coralgrouper), 3223 nucleotides. RefSeq names its product activin receptor type-2B. Gene Ontology annotation, cellular component: plasma membrane; activin receptor complex. Gene Ontology annotation, biological process: protein phosphorylation; cellular response to growth factor stimulus; activin receptor signaling pathway. The record is from RefSeq and is a predicted model, not a curated record. NCBI's taxonomy places the organism in Eukaryota, Metazoa, Chordata, Actinopteri, Perciformes, Serranidae. Gene Ontology annotation, molecular function: activin binding; activin receptor activity; ATP binding.
CAGUAACAUGCAUGUAAACCCCGACCGACCUCCCGAUGCAGCGGUGCUACUAUUCAAGUGAAUAACCUCAAAAAGAGCGCUGAGCUUUCGCCUCGGAUGGUUUAGCGGCUUCCCAAACGGUUUUUGGAUCCACUUCCGACGCGAAAUGCUGCAGCUGUUAACGGAGUAACAGUGUGGCAGUCAGUUAAUCGCUCCUAUCUUUUUCUUGCAACAUUGUUGCGGCGUCGCGGCUAUUGACACGCGCUGUGGUGGUGGUGGUGGUGGAGGUGGUGGUUAGGCUGCUGGAGGGACCGGAGGCCUGUGGUCGUUUUGAUCCUGGACUGAUGUUUCGGACAAGCUGAGUUUUAAUGUUCGCGACGGAAAGCGGGAGAAAUAUCUGUCCUGUAUUUAAAACGGAACAUGUCUUUUUCAUGGCUGACUUGUUCACUUCUUCUGGGAACUUUAUGCGCAGGGUACAGUCUGGGCGAAGCAGAGACCCGGGAGUGUGUGUACUACAAUGAUAACUGGCGGACGGAGAGGACCAACCAGAGCGGCUUCGAGCGCUGCGAGGGGGAGAAGGACAAGCGACUGCACUGUUAUGCCUCCUGGCUCAACUCCUCAGGGACCAUCAAGCUGGUGAAGAAAGGCUGCUGGCUGGACGACUUCAACUGCUAUGACAGGCAAGAGUGUGUCUCCAUGGAGGAAAACCCUCAGGUCUUCUUCUGCUGCUGCGAGGGUAACUACUGCAAUGAACGAUUCACCCACCUUCCUGACAUGAUUGGCAGUGGCAACCGAGUGAAAAUCCGGCCUCCACCUCGAGUGCCGUCCCUGCUCAACGUGCUCGUGUACUCCCUGCUGCCCCUCUGCGUGCUGUCCCUGGCCCUCGUUCUGGCCUUGUGGAUGUACCGCCACCGCAAACCUCCCUACGGCCACGUAGACCUGAGCGAGGAUCCUGGACCGGCUCCUCCAUCCCCCCUGGUGGGUCUGAAACCACUGCAGCUUCUGGAAAUCAAAGCAAGGGGGCGCUUCGGUUGUGUUUGGAAGGCCCAGCUGAUGAGCGAAUACGUUGCUGUAAAGAUCUUCCCUGUUCAGGACAAGCAGUCUUGGCAAAACGAGCGGGACAUAUUCGUGACUCCGGGGAUGCGGCAUGAAAACCUCUUGCGUUACAUCGCCGCAGAGAAGCACGGCACCAACCUGGAGACGGAGCUGUGGCUCAUCACGGAGUUUCAUGAGAGGGGCUCACUGACGGACCACCUGAAGGGUAACACUGUGACCUGGAGUGAGCUGUGUCACAUAGCAGAGACCAUGUCCCGCGGCUUGGCUUACCUCCAUGAGGACAUUCCCAGCUACAAGGGAGAGGGGCCCAAACCCACCAUUGCACACAGGGACUUCAAGAGCAAGAAUGUGAUGCUACGAGAUGAUUUGACUGCAGUCAUUGGAGACUUUGGGCUCGCUGUUCGAUUUGAACCAGGAAAACCUCCAGGAGAUACUCAUGGCCAGGUGGGUACGAGGCGCUACAUGGCUCCAGAGGUGCUGGAGGGAGCCAUCAACUUCCAGCGAGACUCCUUCCUGAGGAUAGACAUGUACGCUAUGGGCUUGGUGCUGUGGGAGCUGGUGUCCCGCUGCGGAGACACAGACGGUACAGUUUGCGAGUACAUGCUGCCGUUUGAGGAUGAAAUAGGCCAGCAUCCCUCCCUGGAGGAUCUGCAGGAUGUGGUCGUGCACAAGAAGAUGCGUCCAGCCAUCAAGGACUGCUGGCUCAAACAUCCUGGUCUGAGCCAGAUGUGCGAGACCAUAGAAGAAUGCUGGGACCACGACGCGGAGGCGCGAUUGUCCGCCGGCUGCGUCGAGGAGCGCAUCGGCCAGAUCGCCAGAACGAUCAGCAGCACUACCUCAGACAGCCCCGUCUGCAUUGUGACGUCUCUCACCAACGAGGACCUACCUCCCAAAGAGUCCAGCACCUGAACGGGUGACACCAUCCUUCACCUGAGCUCCUCUGGCUUUUUUAUUUUUGAAAUCCAAACUCAGCAGAUCUCCCUGAAUAUUUAAAAACAGAAAAAAAACAACUAGCAAAUUGAAUGCAGCUGCUAUUUUACCCCAAUACUGGUAUUAUUUUUUUUCAGUUUUAAUGUUUUUUGGUGUUGAAUCUUACUAACACAUCCAUCUGCUGUAGUUUUGAAGUAGUAAUAAGUUAUGCGAUGGGCACAUCUGAUAACACCCAUGUGUCAAAUCCUAAAUGUCGUCAUUACCUCAUGUAUUUCUUUUGUGUUAGUCUAUUUUUAUUACCUCAUAAGUUGUCGUUUUUCCUGUCUUGGUCAUGAUCGUCUGCGGCCAAAAUGAAACGAACCUUUUGCUCCCAACCUCAGACGACGCGCUGCACACCUCGGAGGAACGUUUUGAGACUGUUAGACAAAAUACAUUCAUCUUCCUCAGGGGUCGAAGCUUCUCGAUUUUUUUUUUUUCGAGUGUGCUCCCUUAUUUUAAACCUGUGAAUGCCUCAGAAUGGAAAAAAAAGAUAAAAAAAUCGGAGCACAGCUGUUUUAUCGCAAGGGAGGAGCUAAAACAGGAGCUGAGCAGUUGUAUUGGACAUUUUGGACUUUUUUGAAGAUUCGGGACAAGUGUCUUUGUCCCCGGGGAACUACCUCUCAGGUAUCCAAGUAGGCUUCUUUGGAACAUUUUCUCUAAGUUGAGAGCCAAGCUAUCCAGCUAGCUAUCAUGGACAUAUUCCUGGAUUUUAUUUUAUUUUUUUGUUUUUAAUUGUAGAAAUUCAGAGUUACUCCUUUGCCAGUGCCAGGGGCAUUGACGGAUGCUGUCUGGAGUUGCAAUGUUACACAUUCUUGAUUUUAACUGUCUGUGUGAGCGAGCGAGCGAGUGUGUGUGUGUGUGUGUGAAAUGAUGUGAGAUGGAUAGUUUUUAAAGUAAGAACCAUGGACAGAUAGUCGGGGUUUAUCCUUGCUAGGGCCAUACUUGAGUAAGCAACAUGUCUGUUUUUUUUUUUUUUUUUAUUUUCAUGGGUGUUUGUUCAAUAGACUCAGUCGGACACCAGUCCCCAGAUACCUCAGUCACUGUUCAUCAUGCAAGGAGAGCUCAAAUGGUUGCCUUUGUCUCAAAUGCAAUGCCAUAGUUGUACCAUAACAUGAAUACCAUACAUUGAAUGUCCGUUAUGCUGCUGUGACUAUUCCAGGAUACUCAAGGAUUUGUAGAUGUACAUGUAUUCUUUGUUAAUAUAACGCUAAUGAUAUUA